Messenger RNA from Durotheca rogersii, 1120 nucleotides. RefSeq lists its product as uncharacterized. Bases 93 to 977 code for a protein of 294 amino acids. The record is from RefSeq and is a predicted model, not a curated record. NCBI's taxonomy places the organism in Eukaryota, Fungi, Ascomycota, Sordariomycetes, Xylariales, Xylariaceae. The transcript has a single exon.
CAUCGUCGCUGGGUUUCAGGAAUUGCGACAUCGAUCUGGCUCACCUCUGGCCGGUUAGCUGGGUCUAGCCGCGAUCGCCUUCCCCAUCCGGCAUGCCGUUGGGUACGGUAUGCACAUACGCAGUAGCAGAUGUCCUGAACAUACGUGCUGAGAUCAUGUGUGCGUACACACCUCUCAAACCUGUGAGUACACGCCAAUACCAGACGGGCUUAGGAGACGCCGGAGGCGGAGGCGAAGAAGGCCCAAGUACCUACCUACGCAGGCCGGCGGGGGGUGAGGGGGAGGUGUUGAGGAGGAGAAAGGGGGAGGCCUCGAGAUCAAGCAAGUACCCGAAGGUCGCCGUUUUUUCUUGCUACGCCGACCGAAUCAUCAUAUCAGGAACUUGUGACAGUCGGCUGAUCUCGGUAUCGAUUCCUCGAGCGCGGAAUCUCAUUAAGCAACCCUGGGCGAUGACAGAAUUAUCACUAAGAUAUUUCAUUGCCUCUGCGCCUCUGCCUCCCUGCAUCGUCAGCCAGCAUCCGAUGUACUUGCACGCCCGCACUUACGCGCAUGUUGCAUCCAUACGCUACGUAAGCUACCUGAGCUGCCGUCGACCUCCCAAUACCACAUGGCUGCCAAGUCUACCCACCUGUCUACCCCUACUACGACCUACACACAUGUCCAUCCCCGCCACCGAAAGACGUCAGAGCGUCGGGAGGGAAAGGGAGGGAAAAAAGUGCGGGUGGGUUGGAGGGAAGGGAAAGAAGAGAGAGGGAAAAGGGGCGGGACACAGCCGGAAUCGAUCGGUGUGCCCAACGUUGCCACGUACAGGGCGUAGUGUAGAUCGGGGCUUGGUCCCUGACGGCGCCAGCGAAGGAUGGUGGACGGCCUCACCACCUAUCGAAUCCGUACACGACCUAGGAGGCGACCCCGCCGUAGGGACCCUCUCUCUGUCUUUCCUCCUCCCCUCCCUCCUGCGCCAGGGCCGCGUUCCGUAGCUGAGAGGAUGUUAUGUAUGUAUUCGCUGUAAGUCGGCGGGGGGGGGGGAGAGGCUAUACAGAUAUAGGUAGUAGAUAAUAGGUAAUUCGAACUGUUCCGGUCAGCUAGUGUGGGGACGGUACAUACACCGGUACUUCUCGCA